UUCCUUCCAUCCAUUCCAUUUCAUUCCAUCCUCUCUCUCUCUCUCUCUCUGUGUUGUCGGUCGUUGUAGUUUGAAUCUGAAUCUUUGAAAUUGUUGGUGAAAGACAACAUACGUAGUUGCAGGUGGAAGCAAAGAUGCCCAAACAAGGUGGAAAUCGAAAAAGGAACGAAUCGUUCUUGACUCGGUCGGUCAACUCAGUUUUCGCUUUCGUUCGAUUCGCUGAGUUCGAGAUCCUCUUCGUUCUCUUCUUCCUUGUAGCUUUUAUCAUCUUCAAGGAUCUGACAGCAAGACCGGAAUACAAUCAGAUCCUUGUGAAAAAGCCCGGUGGACCUGAUUGGUGGUCUGACUAGGGCUAAGGCAGGCCUCAAAUGGAGAAUUGUCUCAUCUCAUCUCAUGUCUGGAUGGUUUUUUUUUUCAAUUUUUCUCUUGAAAAGUUUGUACAAGUGAAGGUUAUGUAUCCAGAUCACAUUUUUUACUGGUGCAUUUACUGUGUGUGUAAGAAAGUUAUAAAAUGUUCCAUUAGUUGGCCCUAAUGUUUGUUUCUUCAUGAAACUGAGUUGAAUAUUGUCCAAACCCACCUUUUUAAGAUUGGAAAUAUAACAUUUUGCUUUGUAGUAA
Camellia sinensis is the source of this 618-nucleotide messenger RNA. The record is from RefSeq and is a predicted model, not a curated record. Lineage: Eukaryota; Viridiplantae; Streptophyta; Magnoliopsida; Ericales; Theaceae.